Molecule: messenger RNA, 1258 nt
Organism: Girardinichthys multiradiatus
Lineage: Eukaryota; Metazoa; Chordata; Actinopteri; Cyprinodontiformes; Goodeidae
Exons: 4
Coding region: 203-1036 (277 amino acids)
Biological process (GO): regulation of transcription by RNA polymerase II; epidermal cell differentiation
Cellular component (GO): nucleus
Molecular function (GO): DNA-binding transcription factor activity, RNA polymerase II-specific; RNA polymerase II cis-regulatory region sequence-specific DNA binding
Source: RefSeq, a predicted model, not a curated record
AGAGUAUGCAAAUUUUCCCUGUGAUUUCACUGGAUGUUUCACUUGCUGAUUGUCUAUAAAACUGUUGUUGUGAGGGGGGACAUAUAUAUUGGUGAGUAACAGAUAUCAUCAGCUGUUCCAGUUUCCAUCAGUGUGCCAAUUCAUCAAGAAAGAAAGAAAGAAAGAAAGAAAGAAAGAAAAAAAGAAAGAAAUAAAGAAAGAAAUGCCAAGAUCCUUCCUUGUGAAGAAAAAACGCAGUACAUGCGGUGCAUGGCAAUGGAAAGAACUGGAAGAACAUCAUUGGAAAGAGGACAACACUGUAGUGAGAGAAAAUGCUAUGGAAAAGAUGAUAUUCAGUCAUGACAUCCAACAGCCUCACACCGCAAAUCGGCUAGAACAGAUUGCAGGAGGUGGAACAACAGUGGGAGUUAUUCUCCCAGUAUCUUCGACAGGAUCAGGGGAACAAAGGUCAAAAUCCAGAAGCUGGUCAAAAACGGGCCCCUUCUGUUUUCCAGCUGCAUUGGCUUCCAUCAGCAGAGCAAAGGCUCGUCCUCGCAGUACACCUGUUUCUGGGGAUUUUGGGUGCUCAUUAUGCCACAAAAUCUUCCCCCUGCAGCGCAUGUUGACACGCCACCUCAAGUGCCACAGUGUUGUAAAGAGACACCCCUGUCGAUUCUGUGGCAAAGGAUUCAAUGACACUUUUGACCUCAAGAGGCACAUGCGAACACACACAGGUAUACGCCCCUACAAAUGUGAGCUGUGUGAGAAAGCUUUUACACAACGCUGCUCUCUGGAGUCCCAUAUGAGAAAGAUUCAUGGUGUUCACCAGCACUAUGCCUACCGGCAGAGACGUUCUAAGAUCUUUGUGUGUGAGGACUGUGGUUAUACCUCAAGUCGACCUGAUGACUACUUCCUUCAUGUGAGGCAACAUCAUCCAACCAGUCCUGCACUUCGCCGGUAUUAUCGCCGACAUGCCCAUGAGAACAGCACACUUCCAUCAGCAAAUUCUAAACUCAACCCCUAUCUUUUGUACUCAGCCCCAACGUACUAUAUGUAGAGCUCAUUCUACAUCUUAAGUCAAGUGAAAUCUGAUAUCUGACCUGCAUUUAUUAGAGGGUUAUUCACAGCCCAUUGAGAAAUGCUUUUUUUAAUUAAAUAUUUUUUGUGCAACAUUUAGAUAAUUUAUUUCCUAGUAAAAUAUAUUCUAUGUCAACAAUCAUGUUAUACUUUGGGUGAAUAUUUGCAGUCAAGAAAUUAAAAAAAAGAUGCUGGAGAGUAA